AGCGCCGGGUUUCGGCCCCCCUUCUCAGCCUGCAGCUCAGUUUCCGCGAUCUCCACAGCUGCCUUCGAGGCCACCCGCAGAGCGCGCCAGGAUGGCCGAGGAAAAGGCUGAAAAACUAGUGCUGGAGGAAACUGCAUAUGAAGAAAUCGAAAGGGAUUUUCAGGAGGUUCUCAAUGAACUCUCAGGGGACAGAAGUUUGGAGAAAUUUAAGGUUGAAUAUGAGAAGCUUCAUGCCGUCAUGAAAAAGUCUUAUGACAAUGAAAAGCGUCUGAUGGCCAAGUGCAGAGAGCUGAAUGCGGAGAUCGUGGUUAAUUCUGCUAAGGUCGCCACUGCCCUGAAGCUCUCUCAGGAUGAUCAGACCACCAUCGCAUCCCUGAAGAAGGAAAUUGAAAAGGCCUGGAAGAUGGUGGAUUCAGCCUAUGAUAAAGAGCAGAAGGCAAAGGAGACGAUUCUUGCCCUGAAAGAGGAAAUCGUGAACCUAACCAAACUAGUCGAGCAAGGGUCUGGACUGUCCAUGGACCAAGAUAGCAAUAUCCGGGACUUGCUGAAGUUCAAAGAAGAGGUGACAAAGGAGCGAGACCAGCUGUUGUCAGAAGUGGUGAAAUUACGAGAGUGCUUAGCUCAGACCGUUGAACAGCAGCAGGAAAUGGAGCGGUCCAGGGAAGAGGCGGAGCAGACCCUCAGUCAGUUCCAACAAGAAAUCCAGCAACGUCAGAAUGAAGCUUCACGGGAGACCCGGAAGAAAGAAAAACUAGAGAAGGAGCUCAGGCAGAUUCAGACGGACAUGGACAGCAGGCAGACGGAAAUCAAGGCACUGCAGCAGUACGUUCAGAAGAGCAAGGACGAGCUUCAGAGGCUGGAGCAGCAGCUGAAAGAGCAGAAGAUACUUAAUGAGAGAGCCGCAAAGGAGCUGGAGCAGUUUCAGAUGAGAAAUGCUAAACUUCAGCAAGAGAACGAACAGCACAGUUUGGUUUGUGAGCAGCUAUCCCAAGAAAACCAGCAGAAGGCGUUGGAGCUCAAAGCCAAAGAAGAAGAAGUCCAUCAGAUGCGCCUGGACAUUGGGAAGCUCAACAAAAUCAGAGAACAAAUCCAUAAGAAAUUGCACCAGAUUGAAGAUCAAAAGGGAGAAGUGGAGCAGCACAAGGAAACCCUGAAAAAUCAGAUCUCGGGACUAGAGAGAGGUAAACCAAGAAUUAUUUUGUGUUUUGUUUUUAUUAGAUUAUAA
Molecule: messenger RNA, 1225 nt
Organism: Odocoileus virginianus texanus
Lineage: Eukaryota; Metazoa; Chordata; Mammalia; Artiodactyla; Cervidae
Source: RefSeq, a predicted model, not a curated record